CCUCACCAACCACCAUCUGCAAUGACACAAAUUGCCUCCACUUCGAAGAGUGCCCACGAGUCACAUAUCCAGCUACACUGCUGUCACUCUUUCCAACUAUGUGUCAUCUGUGUGUCUGCUUAAUUUGAUAUUAUUUAAGCAAAAGUAAUUACGGACCGACGAACUUCGCGACGAACUUCGACGAUGAUCCUAUCAAAACAGUCAGACGUCAAGCUAUAGAGGCCCGAGGAAAAGAACUGGGUCUCUGAAAAUCAGGUCACCGUUGAAACUUAUUUGCCAUGUCCACAAGACCUGUACUUUGCUUGUCGUCGAGAACUCGUUAUUAGUUUGGAAUCCAUAAGUGGAGCAAUGGGUACGACACCGAGUCGCUACGAGGAUCUUUCCAAGAAUAAAUUUCUCAUACGGUUUGCUGGAAAAGAAUCAAUUUCUCCAAGUGAUCAAUUCUGGAACCGGUUUUUGUCCUACAACAUACGACCCCCUGUUACUAGGAAUGAUCAAAUAGAACUUGAUUCUCGGCUUGACACGACUUGUCAGCAGUUACUUGCAAAUAAUUCGAACACAGGGAAUCUAGGAUCCUUGAUACAAGUAUUUUUGCAACGAACCACAGAAUUGCUUGCCUCUCAGCAGGAUCAAAAUAUAAUAUUGGCCUGGCAAACGUACAACGCAUUGUUUGCGGUACGAUGCAUUUUAAAAUAUUUAUUGGAAACUGUUGGGGAGGAGGAGAUGGUUCGACAUGCAGAGGCUCUACCACUGGCUGCAAAGACCUCAAAUACCUCUGUAUCUAGGCUUGAAUCCUUUUACGAUACUCUUGUCGAGAUUGUUACCGAUGUUCCUCUGUCUGAAUUCACGUAUGUCGUACACCUGGAAGCAGUGAACUGCCUUCUUGUUUUACUUUCUGUACAAUUAUUCUCUCAAACUCCAGCCGAAUACAGCCGCAUAUACAGAAUAGCAAUGCAUGAGGAACAGAGAGUACCUGCUUCGGUGAUGGUCUAUACACUUUUGCAUAAUUUUGUUCGGCAAGAACACGCACCACCUGGCUUAUUAACACAGCAGAAUGGGGGAGGCUUAGUCCUCAGUAUUGCAGCUGGCCUGUGGAAUGUUAUUACGAUGGGCAUGGCCAACAAUUCAAAAAACGUGCAAGUUCUGAAUGGCGGUGGUACAGAAGACGUGGAAAGGAAACGUGAUACGGAAACACCGCUAGCCAGUCAAUCUCUUUUAUUGUUAUUAGUUCUCACAAACCAUUGCACGGCUGUUCAUAAUCCGUUCAGAGAUGCGUUGUACGGUUUUAUCAACUCCCAAGAUGACGGCGUUCACAUACCACCGAAACCAGAGACGUCUUUCAAGUUCAAUUUGGAUGCGUUAUACUCCACAAUUUGCAAAGUACCAAAUACGGAUGAAACAACUUUGCUGUUAUACAUGCUACUGCAUCGCAAUCCAACGGUCAAAGCAUAUAUCAUGCAAAGAGCAGACAUCCAGUUGCUGGUUAUGCCGAUACUACAGAUAUUAUAUCACGCUCCCGACAACACGUCACAUCACAUUUACAUGUCACUCAUCAUUUUAUUGAUAUUGAGCGAAGAUGACACGUUCAAUAGGAACGUUCAUGAAAUAAUGUUGAAAGGCGUGACGUGGUACACGGAGAGGUCGAUAAGUGAAAUAUCGCUGGGAGGAUUACUGGUUUUGGUAGUGAUUCGAACUAUACAGUACAACAUGCUGAAAAUGCGGGACAAGUAUCUACACACCAAUUGUUUGGCGGCACUGGCCAACAUGUCGGCUCAGUUCAGAUCUCUACAUCCGUACGUCUGCCAGAGAUUGCUGAGCUUGUUCGAGACCUUGGCAAAAAAAUAUGCAAGAUUGGAGACGAGUAUACACAGACAGUCUAUGAAUUCCGAGAGUGCUGUAAUCAAUGUUAAUGGAAGCGCUGUCAAUUCCGACAUGAUCCAAGACUUGACGGUCCUUGAGGAGGUCUUGAGAAUGGUGUUGGAAAUUAUAAACAGUUGUCUGACGCAUCAGCUAACUCAUAAUCCCAAUUUGGUGUACACUCUUCUCUACAAGAAGGAUAUUUUUCAGUCAUUCCGAAUGCACUCAGCUUUUCAAGAUAUUGUUCAAAACAUUGAUUCCGUCAUCAACUUUUUCUCGUACAAGUUGGAACAGAGGGAUCAGUCGCACAUAGGUGUUAGUCAAGUAUUGGCAACUAUUCAACAAGGAGCCACCCAAUGGCCAAAGGACCGAAUGAGGAAAUUUCCGGAAUUGAAAUUUAAAUACGUGGAAGAAGAGCAGCCCGAAGAAUUUUUCAUCCCGUAUGUAUGGAGCGUAGUUUGCCGAGGAGCCCUGUUACACUGGACCGCUGAAAGUAUCAAAUUAUUUCCAUCCAAUAGCAGCGAACAAGCUACAAUUGUUGUUUGCUGAUGACCAGAAAUUUUCACGACACCCAUUCAAAGGUCGUUACGAGCGCUAAAAGUACAAUACAAAAAGGUGUAUCAGAUACAGAGAAUCAUCAGAAUAUCAUUAAGACGUAUACUUCCUAGGGUUGGUAGCUGAUAAUAAAAUAUACUUGAAAACUCUAUUGCUCUGAAGUUUGUAUGUCAGAACGAAAUUAAAGUGUCAAUAUCGAUGUGUAUUUAUAUCGGCACGUAUGUAGAUAGAAUAUCGUCAUUUCUAUUCGAACGCAUCAUCCAUUGAGUGAAAUUAGCUAUUUAUUAAAUCCCAUGGAAUCCAGAAUUGAUUUGUUACGUUUUUCACCCAAUUGAACAAUUAAUUCUUCAGACAAUGAGUCAAAUUUUUUUAAUUGAUUUGUCGUCAUUACGCGUCUUGUUGAUGAACGAAAAGAAAAGAAAAGAAAAAUCAUAGAAAGCGAACGAGUCUGAGUGAAGUUUACAGUUUUGUGUAUUUCUUUUGAUGGCUGUAUAUUUUUUUAAAUUGUAAAUCCUGUGAUUAAAUAUGAUAAGUGAAAACCUUAAAGCAAAUAAAUAUAAAUUAUCAUGCCAGA
Messenger RNA from Athalia rosae (coleseed sawfly), 2986 nucleotides. Its product is annotated as dymeclin. Gene Ontology annotation, biological process: Golgi organization. Gene Ontology annotation, cellular component: Golgi apparatus. Bases 349 to 2406 code for a protein of 685 amino acids. NCBI's taxonomy places the organism in Eukaryota, Metazoa, Arthropoda, Insecta, Hymenoptera, Athaliidae. The record is from RefSeq and is a predicted model, not a curated record. The transcript has 14 exons.